Molecule: messenger RNA, 3223 nt
Organism: Melanotaenia boesemani (Boeseman's rainbowfish)
Lineage: Eukaryota; Metazoa; Chordata; Actinopteri; Atheriniformes; Melanotaeniidae
Gene: mvp
Product: major vault protein
Exons: 18
Coding region: 175-2817 (880 amino acids)
Cellular component (GO): nucleus; cytoplasm
Source: RefSeq, a predicted model, not a curated record
CCGCUCGUUUUCCGGGAUCCCAGCUCAGCAGCCACGCCCAUUCAAAUCACCAUCGGAUUAUCUAGGUUUGCCCCAUCUCUUGUAAAGUUACACCGAGUCCGGAUCCGUGAGACCGGACACCGAGCUGCUUUCUGCCCGUCGAGCCGCACACUGAGCGAGUGUUUCACCGUCAUCAUGUUUAAGAAAGGAGGAAACUCUGGGCCAGAGGUGGAGGCAAUGGUGGAGGCCUCAAUCAUCCGAAUCCCCCCUCAUCACUACAUCCACGUCCUGGACCAGAACACCAACAUCGCUCGUGUGGAGAUCGGACCGCUUACCUACAUCCGCCAGGACAACGAGAGAAUCCUCUUCCUGCCAGUCCGGAUGAUCAUGGUGCCUCCUCGUCACUACUGCGUUGUGUCCAACCCCGUUGCCCGUGACGACAAUGGCCAGGUCCUGUUUGACCAAUCGGGUCAGGCCAAGCUGCGACACGCUGACCUGGAGAUCCGCCUGACCCAGGAUCCAUUCCCCCUGUAUCCCGGAGAGGAGAUCCAGCAGGACGUGACUCCGCUGCAGAUCGUGUACCCGGACACGGCUCUGCGUCUCCAGGCUCUGCUGGACUUCGAGGAGGAAGGAGGAGUGAAGAGGGUGGCCGGAGACGAGUGGCUGUUUGAAGGACCAGGAACGUACAUACCUAGGAAGGAGGUGAUAGUCCUGGAGACCAUCAAGGCCACGGUAAUCCGGGAGAACCAAGCCAUCAGACUCAGAGCUCGCAAGGAAGGCAAAGACCGGCAAGGAGUCCAGAGAGUCACAGGUGAGGAAUGGCUGGUCAGUAAGGUGGGAGCAUACCUGCCAGGUGCUCAUGAGGAGGUCAUAGACAUCGUCAACGCUUUCAUCCUGACUGACAAGAAAGCGCUGCACGUUCGAGCCCUGAGACCCUUCAAAGACGCUGGCGGCCGUGAACGUCGCACAGGGGAAGAGUGGCUGGUCACCAUGGCCGACAGGGAGGCGCACAUCCCCUCUGUGGCCGAGGAGGUGGUGGGGGUGGUGGACGUGACCACGCUGAGCAGCAGGCAGUACUGCGUGAUCCUGGACCCGGUUGGACCGGAUGGGAAGCCUCAGCUGGGCCAGAAGAGGGUGGUGAAGGGUGAGCGCUCGUUUUUCCUGCAGCCUGGGGAGCAGCUUGAAAGCGGCAUCCAGAACGUGUACGUGCUGUCAGAGGAGGAAGGUCUGGUGCUGCGAGCUGUGGAGGCGUUCAAUGACACUGAGUUUGAGAAUGAGGAGGAAGAUGAGGCUGCAGAGGAGGAAGAGCUGAUGCAGGAGAGGGCCAAGCGUUCCAAACGGAGCAUCUACCGUCGCCCUGGCGACCGCUGGAUGCUGCGGGGCCCCAUCGAGUACGUCCCCCCCGCCAGCGUGGAGGUGUUACUGACGCAGCACGCCAUCCCGCUGGACGAGAACGAGGGAAUCUACGUCCGAGACAUGAAGACCGGAAAGGUGCGUGCGGUCAUCGGCCACACCUACAUGUUAAACCAGGACGAGGAGCUGUGGGAGAAGGAGCUUCCCCCCAACGUGGAGGCCCUGCUGGCGUCCCGCAUCGACCCGCUGGCCGACCGCUCGAGUCGCCGCAGCGGUGGAGACGGAGGCCCGAGGAACAAGACCAGGGUGGUCACCUACAGGGUCCCCCACAACGCUGCCAUCCAGGUGUACGACUACAGGGAGAAGAAGGCCAGGGUGGUGUUCGGACCCGAGAUGGUGAUGCUGGGACCCGACGAGCAGUUCACGGUGCUGUCGCUGUCCGGGGACAAACCGAAGAGGGCCAACGUCAUCAAGGCCGUCUGUCUGCUGCUGGGGCCUGACUUCUUCACCGACAUCAUCACCAUAGAGACGGCCGACCACGCCCGGCUGCAGCUGCAACUCUCCUACAACUGGCACUUUGAAGUGAAGUCCAGGAACGAUCCCGCCGACGCAGCAGCUCUGUUUUCCGUCCCAGACUUCGUUGGAGACGCCAGUAAAGCCAUCGCCUCGCGGAUCAGAGGAGCCGUCGCCUCUGUCCAGUUCGACGACUUCCACAAGAACUCGAACCGGAUCAUCUGCUCAGCCGUGUUCGGCUUCGAUGAGAAGCUGGCGAUCCGAUCCAGCCUCCGCUUCGGCCAGAACAACCUGGUGAUCAGCAGCGUGGACAUUCAGUCUGUGGAGCCCGUGGACCAGAGGACCAGAGACGCCCUGCAGAAGAGCGUCCAGCUGGCCAUCGAGAUCACCACCAACUCCCAGGAGGCUGCAGCACGACACGAGGCGGAGCGUCUGGAGCAGGAGGCCCGGGGGAAGCUGGAGAGGCAGCGGAUCACGGACCAGGCGGAGGCUGAGAGAGCCCGGAAGGAGCUGCUGGAGCUGGAGGCGCUCAGCGCCGCGGUGGAGAGUACAGGAGCUGCCAAGGCCGAGGCUCAGUCCAGAGCCGAGGCGGCCCGCAUCCAGGGGGAGGCGGCGGUCAACGAGGCCAAGCUGAAGGCCGAGGCUCAGAGGAUCGAGGCGGAGGCGGAGCUUCAGAGGCUGGCCAAGGCCCGCGAGCAGGAGCUGAACUACAAGAAGGAGAUGGAUCAGCUGGAGGUGGACAAGCAGGAGCGUCUGGCUCAGAUUGAGAGUAAGCGCUUCCAACAGAUGAUGGAAAGUCUGGGCACCGACACGCUGACGGAAAUCGCCCGAGCCGGACCCGAGAUGCAGGUGAAGAUGCUGCAGUCUCUGGGACUAAAGUCCACCCUCAUCACCGACGGCUCGUCGCCCAUCAACCUCUUCACCACCGCCAACGGCCUGCUGGGGGCGCUGCCGGGGCAGGGACAGGCCUAGUGAGCAAGAGGAAGAGGAAGAGGAUGGAAAAACAAGCUAAGAUGAAGAAAGGGCACCAGCAUGGAUGUUUUCAAGGAGUUUUGGGGUAUAAAAUCCAUCAACCUGACAAUGAAGUGUUCUGCUUAUCAUAAAGAAGUUUAAGACAUAAUUAGAUCCCAGUCAGGAGAAGAAGCUUUCAGCCUCCGACCACGUUACUGAUCCUGAUGCCCGACAACUUAAGAUUGUUCCUGCUUCGCGGUAAAUGUCCGACCUGAACAGAUUUAUGUUUACUGGUGUUUAAAUGUCUGUUUCUGUGCUGAUGGAAACAUAAAAACGGGGCUGUGAACGCCUCAUCCUGCCUUAUAAAGCCUUAUUACCUAACCGUCUCCAUCUGUGAUGCUCUUAGCAAUAAAACUGGUACAUUUAU